Messenger RNA from Rhipicephalus sanguineus (brown dog tick), 1177 nucleotides. Its product is annotated as epoxide hydrolase 4. The record is from RefSeq and is a predicted model, not a curated record. The transcript is spliced from 6 exons. Lineage: Eukaryota; Metazoa; Arthropoda; Arachnida; Ixodida; Ixodidae. Gene Ontology annotation, molecular function: hydrolase activity. Bases 139 to 1158 code for a protein of 339 amino acids.
GCAUUAUUGACUGGAUCACUGGCUGGCACAAUCUGUAACGCAGUUAAAGCUACGAAACUUUCUACGUAAAAAGUUCGCGUGAGUGGCGAACUGCGUAUUGAGAACAUUUACUGCUGAAACGCUGAUACAAGACUAGGUAUGACAUCGGCCAGCUUAUCCCGGAGGUUCAUAAGCACAAUCUUGCUCCUAUGUAUCGGACUAUUUCGGGCUGCGUUGUUGGGGAUUUUCAUCGGAGCACAAGUCCUCUUCAAGGGCAGGCGGGUCCUGCAACCCAAGGAACGCAGCGAGGAGCCCGAGUGCCUGCGGGAUCCGGAGUUGGGAUCGCACGAAUUUGUCACGCUUGAGGACGUGACACUGCACUACGUGUCAGCCGGAAGCCGAGACAAGCCUCUGGUCCUGUUACUGCAUGGUUUCCCGGACUUCUGGUUCUCCUGGAAGUACCAGAUAUUGGACCUCAAGAAGGACUUCUGGGUCGUGGUACCUGACCUCCGCGGUUAUGGACAGUCGUCAAAGCCUGCGAGCGUCGAUGAUUAUCAGGCCUCCAAGCUCGUCGAGGACGUCCACGGACUCGUCAAGUCACUCGGGCGGCAAAAGGUGACGGUUAUCGGCCACGACUGGGGCGCGCCGAUUGCCUGGAGUUUCGCCACAAAACACGAGGACCUGGUGGAAAAGCUAAUCAUCAUCAACGGCCCGCAUCCUGUGGCCAUGCAGCGUCAGCUUCACAACAGUCUUGACCAGAUCUUCAAAUCGUGGUACAUCGUAGCAUUCCAGUUACCUUGUGUGGCGGAGGCGUCCUUGAGCCUCAAUGACAUGCAGGCCCUAGACAAACUGCACGCUGUCUACAACGAUGAAGAGCGGGAGGCCUUCAAGUACACCUUCGGAAAGCCAGGUGCCCUGACCGGUCCGAUCAACUACUACCGGGCGUCUUUCCGGAGGCCGUCGAAAGGUGGCCUCAAGUUCCGGCGGCUGGCCGUCCCCGUACUCAUAGUGUGGGGGCGCCGGGACAUGGCACUUACCGAAGGGAUCGCUGUGCUUAACUUGGACUAUGCCAGUGGGGGCCGCGUUGAGUAUGUGUCCGAUGCGGGUCACUGGGUGCAGCGGGAGCGGCCGGAGAUUGUCAACGGACACAUCAGACGCUUCCUAUUAGAAGAGAAAUAAACGAUGUUCUUUUUGCUCA